Molecule: messenger RNA, 2639 nt
Organism: Chenopodium quinoa (quinoa)
Lineage: Eukaryota; Viridiplantae; Streptophyta; Magnoliopsida; Caryophyllales; Amaranthaceae
Product: cation/H(+) antiporter 2-like
Exons: 4
Coding region: 300-2639 (779 amino acids)
Biological process (GO): proton transmembrane transport; regulation of pH
Cellular component (GO): membrane; endomembrane system
Molecular function (GO): antiporter activity
Source: RefSeq, a predicted model, not a curated record
AAAAAAAAAAAAAAAAAAAAAAAAAAAAAGCAUGCAAACCAAACCUCUCUCUCUCUCCAACUAUCUUCAAUGUCAACAACACCUAAAAUUAUCAUACUUUUCAAAAUUUAUCUACACAUUGGGCCGCCGGAAUUAUACAAGAUGGGAGAAAAGGGAUUCCCAAUACUCUCAUCAAUUUUAAGCAUUAUUGUUGUUACAAAUUCAAUUUUAUAACCAUUUUUAUUUAUCUUUAAUAAACAUCAAAAAAUUGGUAAAAGAUUGAUAAAUUGUGAGGGAAAAAAAAAAGAGAGAGAGAGAAUAUGGAUGUUACACGAAAAGUAUUAUGUGGGAAUGACUUAUUUAACCCAGUAAUAGCGAUGGGUCUGCAGGCAUCUCUACUUCUUUCUGUUUCUCACCUUCUACAAAUUGGUGUUAAGUCUAUUGGCAUUCCAACGCCUAUUCCUCAAAUUACUGCUGGGUUGUUGGUUAAUCAAUCACUUUUGGCUAAGAUAAAGCCGUUUGAAAAAUACCUCCUCCGCUCGAACUCAGUUGACUACUAUAAUGUGCUGGCGUUUUUUGGUAGAACGUGUGUUGUAUUUUUGAUUGGUCUUGAGCUAGAUAUAUCUUAUAUGAAGCGUCACCUACGUGCUGCGAGUAUUGUUACAUUUGCAGCUGCAUUACCAUGUAUUCUCAUUGCUGGAGCUAUCUCAUACUUGAUGUUUCAGUAUUUUAUGAAGAAACAUGAAAGUUUUCCAUCGUUUAUGUUUCUUUUCAUGUUGGCAGUAGCUAACUCAGCCUCUCCUCUUGUUAUCCGCUUUAUAGCCGAAUUAAAGCUAGGAACUUCUGACUUUGGACGUUUAUCUGUAUGUGCUUCAUUGGUUAAUGAUAUCACAUGUAUAUUAUGUGGGGGUCUAGUUAUGAAGACUGUUGAAGACGGUCGUGGAUUUAAGUGGGGAGAAUGGAUUUGGUCUUUGCUUUUCACAGCCAUUGUUAGCUUCGUAGUGAGACAUAUAGCCAUUCUGCUUAACAAGCUAAGUCCUGAUAGUCAGUAUCUAAAAAAUACCCAAAUUGCUCCUUUGUUUCUUUUAGUCCUUCUUAGUUCAAGUGUUGUAGAUAGAUGGGGAUCUGCUAAUAGCUUGUUAGCUGCAUUAGUUCUUGGAAUGACUUUCCCUCGCAAAGGAAAAACUGCUCGAACAAUGAGCCACAAGCUAUCUUAUACUGUGUAUACCUUUGUGCUCCCUAUUUACUUUGGCUACACUGGUUUUCAAGCUAACUUAGAAGAUGCUGCUAUCCCUAAGAAUUUGAUAGGCAUUGUGGUGGUUUUAUUGUUAAGCAUUGGUGGCAAGAUUUCGGGCACUCUUAUUGCUUGUCAUCGGUUGAAGAUUCCAUUGAAAGAAGGGAUUGUUCUUGGUUUGUUACUUAAUCUUAAAGGUCACUUUGACGUCAUUAUCUUAGGCGCUAUCAAAUUGAAAUCGGAUUGGAAUAAUAGCUUCGUUGAGGUAAUGAUAAUAACAAUAGUCUUGAAUACGCUGAUUUCAGGAAUCGCCAUUACUUUUAUUGUUUUGAAGGAUAGCCAUACCUUCACUUAUAGGGCAGGACCCCUUGAGCAACAAAAUCCAGAAACAGAGCUACGGGUGCUGGCAUGUGUUCAUGGUCCUCGUAAUGUUUCAACUAUGGUCAAAGUUAUCAGAUGGUUAAAUUGGUUCAAAGAUUUACCGUUAUGUGCUUACCUUAUGCACUUGGUUGAGCUUCUUCCAAAGAAGAGAACAAGUAAGAUGUAUCACCAGUUAGAGGAUGAUGAACUAAGUGAUGAUGAUACCUAUGGUGGAAAUGAUGCAGUGGAGAUCAAUGAUGGUGUAGAUGACUUCAUACAUGAGACAGGAAUAUUUAUUCGCCAAUUGAAGGUUGUCUCAUCCAUAUCAAAAAUGUUUGAGGAUGUGUGUGACGUAGCUGAAGAUUUGCGAGCAUCAAUUCUAAUCCUCCCUUUUCAUAAGCAUCAGAGAAUAGAUGGAAAAAUGGAAAGUGGUAAGGAGGGUAUACGAACAACUAAUCAAAGAGUGCUCCGUCAUGCCCCUUGCACGGUUGCCAUCCUUGUUGACCGUGGACUUAUGGGGUCGUCACAAUCAGCUAAUUUAAACUCAGAGCCACAUGUUGCAGCAUUGUUUUUUGGUGGACCUGAUGAUCGUGAAGCAUUGUCUCUUAGUACAUACAUUGCAAUGCAUCUCGGCAUGAACCUUACUGUCAUUAGGUUUCUCCAAACAUCUUCAAAUGAUAAUACUCCAGAGAGGAUCAAUAUUGCAUCACAUGAUAAUGAGCAAAUAUUAAUGGCAAUGCCAAGUCGUGGGGAUCAAGAUGAGGCAGACGAUGCCUUUCUAGAGAAUUUCUACAACAGGUAUGUAACUUCCGGUCAAGUGGCAUACAUAGAGAAGCGUGUGAAGAAUGGAGACCAAACAGCGACUGCCUUGAGAGACAUUAUAGAUAUGUACCAGUUGUUUGUAGUUGGGAAUGGGGGACGCCGGAAUUCACCCAUAACUACCGGGAUGAGUGAUUGGGAAGAAUGCCCAGAACUUGGCAAUGUGGGUGAUCUCUUAGCUUCAUCAGAAUUUGACCCGAAUUGCUCAAUAUUGAUUAUCCAACAAUAUAAGCCUCCAUUAGACUGA